This is a messenger RNA of Cryptomeria japonica (Japanese cedar), 1674 nucleotides long. Its product is annotated as transcription termination factor MTERF6, chloroplastic/mitochondrial. Bases 95 to 1138 code for a protein of 347 amino acids. NCBI's taxonomy places the organism in Eukaryota, Viridiplantae, Streptophyta, Pinopsida, Cupressales, Cupressaceae. Gene Ontology annotation, molecular function: double-stranded DNA binding. The record is from RefSeq and is a predicted model, not a curated record. The transcript has a single exon. Gene Ontology annotation, biological process: regulation of DNA-templated transcription.
GUGCCAAUGAACCCUAAUCCUAGAUAAAGAAUCCUCGAAUACCUCUGAUAGCCGCUAGUUGCAGCAACCCAAAUCUCGUUCUCCAAUAAAUGCGAUGGCAGUUUUGUAUCCUAAGUACUUUCUUUGUUCAAUGAGAUGUCUGUCAUGCAUCCCUCUAACAAUUUCACUGCAACCCUUAAGAUGUCUACAGUUCUCACCACUUUCCUCAUCAUCGUUUCCUUCCGCUCCCUCCCUCAAUGUCGUUUCAGAUUUUUUAACAAAAGAAAGUGGGUUUUCUUCUUCUCAAGCAACAACAGUAAUGAGGAGAAAACCAAGGCUGUUGAGACACAAAUCUGACCAGACUGCUAGAGAAGCAAUUCAUAUGCUGAAAGAUUAUGGAUUUACAGAAGACCAACUUAAGAGUGCCAUUCUUAGAAACCCAACGAUUCUUACGCUCAAAGUGGAUGCGCAGUUGAAGCCCAGGAUGGAAUUCCUGAAAAAUUUGUGCUUGGCUCCUGAAGACAUGCCAGUUAUUAUAUCUCGUUGUCCCAGACUUUUUGAUUCCAGCUUCGAAAAGUGUCUCGCUCCUAAUAUCCUCCAUCUUAGAAGCUUAUUUGGCUCAAAGGACGAUCUGUGCAAGGCUGUCAGAUGGGCACCUCAGUUUCUGACAAGUGAUUUCAAGAAGCAUGUGGUACCUAGAGUGGAGUACGUGAAGAAUAAUUUAGGCAUUCCAGAUGGCUCCGCAGCAUUUGUGCGAGUCCUCGGUGUGGUUCUACGCCUUAGUUUCGAAACUCUGGAAGAGAAGACUGAGAAUUUGGCGAGCCUUGGUCUCGCAGCGGAGGAGAUUCGUCUAAUUCUUCGGGGUAAUCCCAAGGGUCUUCAGAGUUCAACUAAGAAAAUAAAGGAAAACAUGGAUUUCUUUAUACACACUGCAGGUCUGAUGCCCGAGAUUGUUGCUUCACAUCCAAAGAUCCUGAAUUUCAGCGUUGAGAAAACGCUCAAACCCCGCUUUGAAUUUUUCAAAUAUCUGCAGACAAAUCCACACUGCAAGAGUCCACCUAGUCUGGUUGGUUUCUUUACAUUAAGUGAGAAAAGAUUACUUAAAUAUUAUGGCCAAUACCGUACUCAAGUCAAGUCUAACGAUUAUAAAAUUUCCUAAAGCAAGCAUUUUGGAGCGGUGAUGAAGUUUCAAACUAUAAAUUACGCAGGUUCUUAAAGGGCGUAGAACUCGUCUGGGCUAAGGUAAUGUUAUUAGUAUCUUUACCCUCCCGAAGAAAAAGUUAAAUGUAUCACUUCUCUCGAAUUACGGCUGAUUAGCGAAGUGCAAAAUAAGACUGUUGAAACAUCAUGUCUGUUAAGACUAAAUUGUCAUUUCGUUGCCCUGUUUUUUUUAAGUAUGUCUCCCUCAUUUUCUGAGUCUGUUGCUCGGUGUUUUAUCUAAGCGUGGCUUCUAUGUUUCAAGCUAAACAUUAGAUACCCAUUCCCUCACUAUAUAAUGCUCUUUAGAGACUCGAGAUUAUUUUCAAAAUCCAUGAUGUCACAAGUUUUUUUUUCGUAGUAUGCCAACAUAAUAUUAUGUAUGGUGUGUGUAGUUCAGGCUUUUAAUGUCAUUAUGAAAGGGAAGCAACCAUAUUGUACUUAAGGAUGUAUGUAAUCGAUUCAUUAGGUCAAAGAAUGAAAAUUCAUUUCCAUCAA